AGACACUGCUUUAAGACGAAGACAUCAUGGAUAAAUAUGAAAUCAUUAAAGAAAUUGGAGAGGGAUCUUUUGGCAAAAUAUUCUUGGCAAAAGGAAAAGUGGAUAAUGAGCAGUGUGUUAUCAAAGAGAUUGAUUUAACUAAGAUGCCUAUGAAAGAAAAAGAAGCCUCUCAGGAAGAAGUCAUUCUUCUGGCCAAGAUGAAGCAUGCAAAUAUUGUAACCUUCUAUGCUUCAAUGCAAGAAAAGAGCAAGCUAUAUAUUGUGAUGGAAUACUGUGAUGGUGGAGAUUUAAUGCAGCGGAUAAAUAUGCAGCAUGGAGUACUGUUUCAUGAAGACCAGAUUCUGAGUUGGUUUGUACAGAUCUCCUUGGGCUUGAAGCAUAUUCACGACAAGAAGAUCUUACAUAGAGAUGUAAAAGCACAGAACAUUUUUCUUAGCAAUAAUGGAGAGGUAGCAAAGCUUGGAGACUUUGGCAUAGCAAGACAGUUGAACAGCACUAUGGAGUUUGCCCAUACCUGUGUAGGGACCCCAUAUUAUCUGUCACCUGAGAUUUGUGAAAAUCGACCAUAUAACAAUAAAACAGAUAUUUGGUCUCUUGGCUGUGUGCUUUAUGAGCUAUGUGCACUAAAGCAUCCUUUUGAGGGCAAUAGUUUGCACCAGCUGGUGCUGAAGAUCUGCAGAGGACGUUUUCACCCAGUGUCUCCAAACUAUUCGUAUGAUCUGAGAAUAUUAAUUUCCCAGCUGUUUAAAAUAUCUCCAAGAGAUCGACCAUCUAUCAAUUCUAUUCUAAGGAAGCCCUUCUUGCAGAAGCUCGUUCUCAGGUAUUUGCCCCCUGAGGAAGAACUCAUUCACACUGUGAUACAUAGAAAAAGGCCUUCAGCAUCAGAGUCUGGAGCCAAGCUGAUACAAGCAUAUAAACUUCAAAAAAGGAGAGUCCAGGACCAAGUUUCUCUAGAAUCUGGAAUGGUGGUGCCUGUCAAGAAACAGGAAUUAUUUCAAAGAAAUGAGUGGAAACCUCCUUCAAGAGGACAACAGCCUAUUUUUCAGCCACAGACCUCCGGAUUUAAGAUGGCAGAAAGGCCAGGAAGUAUUAGAGUGCAUGGCCGUUACGGUCAUUACUAUGAUAAGCUAGACAACUUGCAGAGGAAGGCCAAUGCACAUUAUGAUCUUUCUCAUAUCAGCCAAAGAGUUGAGGAAUACUAUAGACUAAAAGGACAAGUUGCACCUCCACCCCCACCACCUGACUGUUCUGCAGAAUACCUUCAAAGGUGUUUUGAAGCCCAACAGUACAAGAUUAAAGUGGAAAAACAGCUGGGACUGCGACCAUCCUCUGCUGACCCAUAUCACAACCAAAUACAGCAGCAGAAAAUAAAGGAAGAGCAUCUCAAAAACUAUCAGCAGGACAUGGCUAGAAAGAAUGAAAUGAAAGAACAGGAGUACCUGAAACAAUUGCAGAAGAUUCGGGAAGAAUACCACAGCAAUAUAAAAGAAUUGAGAUUUAGAGCAGGAGUACUCCAGGAGAAUAAAAAAAUACAAGAUAAAACCUAUCUUGUGGGGCAAGGGAAAGCUGAGGACCAGUCUGAAUUCAAGGAUACAGCUGGAACAGGAGAAGAAUCACUUCAGGACAUGGAAGAAAACUUUAAACAAGUCAGACUCCAGGACAGGCAAGACCAAAGAACCUUAGAAAAGAAACAUACCACAAAGGGAGGAGUAAAAUUUGAAAUUAAUUUAGAUGUAAGUGUUCCUGAGGAAGACAGCACUCAAGAAACAGAG
Molecule: messenger RNA, 1772 nt
Organism: Balearica regulorum gibbericeps (East African grey crowned-crane)
Lineage: Eukaryota; Metazoa; Chordata; Aves; Gruiformes; Gruidae
Source: RefSeq, a predicted model, not a curated record